Messenger RNA from Ornithodoros turicata, 5231 nucleotides. Its product is annotated as phospholipid-transporting ATPase ABCA1-like. The transcript has 25 exons. The record is from RefSeq and is a predicted model, not a curated record. NCBI's taxonomy places the organism in Eukaryota, Metazoa, Arthropoda, Arachnida, Ixodida, Argasidae. Gene Ontology annotation, molecular function: ATP binding; ABC-type transporter activity; ATP hydrolysis activity. Gene Ontology annotation, cellular component: membrane; intracellular membrane-bounded organelle. Gene Ontology annotation, biological process: transmembrane transport; lipid transport. The coding region runs from base 43 to 5145 and encodes 1700 amino acids.
AGCAGUGCAAGCUCAUUCCAAUGCGAACUUGACAUCAGGGUGAUGGGUGUCGUAGCACAGCUCUUCGUGCUACUCUGGAAGAACAUCUACAUUCAGACGCUCCGGAGACACCCUUUCUUUACCCUACUUCAAUUGGCAGCCAUAAUCGGCAUGUUCUACAUCUACAUGUCACAGCUUUCUAAGAACCUUCCGAUGCCCCUGACGUACACCCCAGCUAUGGUCUACGGAGAUUUUUCUGAAAUACCUGUUGGGACGCUUGUGUACGGCCCUAAUGACUCAUCCCCGUACAUGACAUUUAUCCUUCAGAAUGGUUUUCCGGAGGUCUUAAACAGCACUGGAUCUGGAAUCGGGACGCCGGCACUUCCCGGUUCAAACCUCACAGGGGCCAGCACGUUAGAGGACGUUAUGAAGUCAUGCUCCGUUUCACAUGACUGCUUCUUUGUGACAUCAUCCGGCAAUGACACAAACCUGAACUACACCAUAGUCCAACAUGUAGCGAAAGGAUAUAUUUUUGCUGCGAAGGCUGCACCUUCGUACGCAGCACCGGCCAAACCAACCUCAGUCAAGAUUGCUUCGUUACAAAUGAAACUGGAACGUUCACAUAUUGGCUGGAUCGCACAGAAGAAGGCGGUGGAUCCCAAGAAAAUUCCUACGGUUGCAACGAAGCAGUUUCCUCAACCAAGGCUUCCCAUGGAUCGAGCAAGUCCAUGCGCAGACGUGUUGGGGCUGCUCGUCUUGGGCUUCUUGAUCCCUUUCGCAAUUCAAGUGGGUACUGUCGUCACCGAAACUGAGACUGGCAUAAAAGAGAUGCUGAAACUCAUGGGACUCAGUGAGUUCAUCUACUGGGUUGGUCAUCUCUGCACGUCGCUUUUUAUCACUGUCACCGCUUGCAUCCCUAUCGGCGUAAUACUUGUGUACGUUGGAAACUCCCGUCCCACCAUAGCGGGCGCUGACAUCACUCUCGUUGAGACAGCAUUGCUGCUCUUCUGUCUUCACGUUGGAAUGCAUAUCUUGUUUGUGGCAUGCCUUUUUAAGAGGUCGAACGUGGCUGUCACUUUUGCCAUCAUCUACUGGUUGGUGGCGUCCCUCUGGCCACUUGUCAGGGUCGGUUACUCACUUGUUGAGUAUAUGAUGUACUCCCGCAUUUGGAAAUUGGCCUACUGCAUGACGCCUGUCAUUGGAACUUAUUACACAAUAUUACUAAUUCAACUUGCUUCUGACCUGAAAGGCUCAGCAGGAUGGUCUGUCGUAACGGUGUUCUCAGAAGAACAAGACAACAUCACCAUACUCGACGUCUGGAUGAUGAUGCUGGCUACCGACCUGGCUAUGGCCAUCCUAGUGUGGUAUUUCACCAGAGUACUGCCGUGGGUGACUGGAAUAGCGCAACCAUUCUACUUUCCUCUUCUGCCGAAGUACUGGCGUCCCAGGGUCACAGUCGAUAACGUAGAUACGGCAGCCCUAGCGGCGCAGGAUCCCGCUCGGUUUGAACCAGAUCCGAAUGCAGAAGCUGUAAUCGCGAUAAAAGGAUUGCGUAAGAACUUCGGAGGCAAUACAGCCUUGAAUGGCAUUGACGUCAGAUUUUUCAAAGGCGAAAUCACGGUGCUCCUAGGUCAUAAUGGGGCUGGUAAGACUACCAUGAUGAGCAUCUUAACGGGUAUUUUGCCUCCAACAGAAGGCACUGCUGUCAUCUGCGGCUUUGAUGUCGUCAAGAAUACUGCAAGUGCACAAAAAAAUAUCGCCCUGUGCCCGCAGUUCGAUGUUUUCUUCCCAGAACUCACAGCGCACGAGCACUUGGCUUUUUUUGGUUCGCUUAGAGCCCAGUUGUCUGGCAAGGAUUUGGAAGCGCGUGUAUCCAACGUUCUGGCUAGCGUGAACUUGACGCCCAAGGCUAAUGAACUGGCGAAAGCGCUCUCCGGAGGCAUGAAGAGGAGACUGAGUGCAGCCAUUGCAAUUGUGACUCAACCGCAGGUUGUUAUUCUGGACGAACCCACGGCGGGGAUUGAUCCAGAGACCAGAAGGGAGCUUUGGGAUAUGUUUCUAGAGUUGAGGGAACGGUGCAGUAUAAUGCUUUCCACACAUGACAUGGAGGAAGCGGACGUCUUAGGUGACAGGAUCGGCAUUAUGGCUCAUGGGAAUCUGCUCUGCUGGGGGACGCCAAUCUUUUUAAAGAAAGCAUUCGGUACGGGUUACCAAAUUCACCUGGCAAAAAGCGGCAACAUGAAUAUGGACAUGAUUCUCAGCAUCGUCAGGCGGACAGCUCCUAAUGCGCAAAUUGAUAGUGAGAACCUAACGGAAGUGAGAAUCUCCCUGGGGCUCUCUGAUCCACAGGGGUUUGAGUCUAUGUUCGCCACAAUUGAGCAGCAAAUGCAGAAGCUGGGGAUCGGACGGAUCGGCGUUACUGUGUCUACCAUGGAGGACGUGUACAUAAAGGUGAACCUCGAAGAAGGAAAUGUUGGAGACGAAGCAGCACAAGAAGCUAAAGACGAAGACGUGCAGCGGUUGUGUGCUUGCGCAGUGCGGCAUCCAAAUUGCUUCCAACGACUGCGAGCUCUUCUGACGAAGCGCAUCAAAUACCAGUGUAGAGUGUGGAAUCCCUUUCUCAUCGGGGUCCUCUUGCCGAUACUCAUUGUGCUGGCCGAGCAGCAAGUUGAACGUGACUUGGCAGGAGCGAGUGCCGCCGUGUUUGCUAACAUAAAUAGGGCAAUGCCGACUGUCAUGUCCUUUGCUUCCUUGUACCCAAAGCAAAAGGUAUUCGUCGAAUACGACAAACAAGUGACCGAUCUCGUGGACAACCGUUAUCUGCCUAUCUUGAAGAAUGAGACUGCGCAUGUGGACAUUGUAGAGAACGCAGAACGUCAUCUCCUCGACUUGGGAGAGAAGGACUACAAAGACUAUGUCUACUCAUUCGUCUUAGGAGGAACAUUUCGAGCCAACAAAAUUGUGGCGUGGUGGAACCCUUUUUACGGGGCUAGUCAAGUUCUCACUCUGCUACUGGCAAACACAGCAGUUCUACGGUCAGUAUCCGGUGAGGUCAUGGCUCAGAUAACGGCAACAGUAGUCGUUGACUCCACCAUGUACAACGAUACUAGUACCAAUAACUUUAGCGCCGUGGACGUGAUGGUGGACUUCACAAGCUCUUUAUUUACAAACAUGCUACGCGGUGUGGGGUUUCCAUUGAUUACGUCAUUCACUGUGGGUGUGACAGUCCUCUUUGCCAUCAUGGAACGUACCAGCAAUUUCAAGGCGCUUCAACUCAUGAGCGGAAUGUCCAGCGUCCUCUUUUGGUUCUCCAACCUCUUCUUUGAUGCCGUCACUUUUGUUGUGACCUGGAUUAUCAUCUGCAUUAUUUUUAGUUUUCACAACGACACUUACACAAGUACGAAAGUUGCCGCUCUGGUUCUGCUCUUCCCAAUUGCCUGCGUGACCAUCUCUAUAAGCUACCUCGCUUCUUUUCUAUAUGACACGGAAGGCGGAGCUUUCUCCAUACUUACAAUCUUCUUCACUCUUGGAGGCAGUAUAACGAUUGCCGUUACUGGACUUAUCUGGCUGGUAAAGGCAAGAGCUGGUGGUUCGUCAGCAGUGGAGAUCAUUCACACAGUGUUGUCCAGUAUGCCGACAAGCAUUGCGCCAUACAGCAUAAUGAAACUACUGGCAGUCGACGACAUAAAUAAGAAAUGCAUGAAGUAUGCUGAUGAUCCUGCUGGAGACCCUUGGGUAGCCCUAGCGGGAUACUGCAGUGGCGUGGAGAAGUUCCUCGGCAUCACACAUUGCUGCGAACAGGCGAAGAAAGGAAAGAAAGGUAACGAUCUCAUGCUGCCGCCAUUGUCCCUCUCUUCGGAUGCUGUCGGUCAGCAGCUUAUCAUCAUGAUGAUUGAAGCAAUUGUGUUUCUUGCGAUCGUAUGCCUAUGGGACAGUCCAUCUGGACGAUGGAAUACAGAGGGCGAAGUGCAAGUGUUAGAAGACAGCGAUGCUGAGGCAGAGCGGGCGCUUGUCGAGAGAGUAGUAUCAACCCAAGCUGUUUCUCGGUACACACUUGUUGUGCGUCGGCUAAAAAAACAGUUUCCUAAUUUAACAGCCGUGCGUUCUCUGUGUUUCACCGUCAACCCUAAAGAAUGUUUCGGCUUGCUUGGCGUGAAUGGGGCUGGCAAAUCGACGACCUUCCAAAUGCUGACCGGUUUGGUGACUCCAACGGCCGGGGACGCAUGUAUCGGCAACAUGAUUAUGAGUGCUGGAGUUCGACAGUGGCAGUCUAAAAUUGGCUACUGCAUGCAGUAUGGCGGCCUUAUUGCAGAGCUGAAUACAUUUGAAACCCUAUACCUGUUCGCUCGUCUACGUGGGGUGCCCGAAAAGGACAUCCGUACACUAGUGGACAGCAUGAUCAAGGUUGUGGAUUUGUCGCUGCACGCGCAUAAGGUUUCUGGCAAUUAUAGUGGAGGGAAUAAGAGAAAGCUGAGCAUCGCAGUCGCCAUGAUAGGAUUACCCGAACUGGUGUUCCUGGACGAGCCGAGUGCCGGAGUGGACGUUGUGGCUCGACGGAAAAUCUUCACCGUAGUGAAGAGUGUCAGGGCUGCUUCGGGGAUUUCAAUGAUUCUGACGUCGCAUAGCAUGGAUGAGUGCGAGGCAGCAUGUGACCGCAUCGCCAUACUGGUUGCGGGUCAGUUACGGUGUCUUGGAUCCCUUCAGCACCUCAAGCAGAAGAUGGGUCAGGGAUACACCUUGGCCAUUAAGCUGACCUCCAAAGAUGAAUCUCAGCAACCAGCAUUUGAAGCAGCCGUGAAUAAUGUAUUUCCUGGGAUAGAGCUCACAGAGUCCCAUCAGGGACUGUACGAGUACCACCUACUAGAAAUGCUGCCAUGGAGUGAGCUGUUCAAGCGCAUUGGAGAGUUGCGUAAACAGUUUGCACUUGAAAACGUCCUUGUAUCAGACACCACAUUGGAAAAAAUAUUCAUCAGUCUUGCAAGAAAGGCUCUUCAACAAGACCAAAACGAGCCACGAACUGGUCAUUUCACUUCCCUCACUUCACCUCCACUACCGACUACUCAAGCACGUUCAGCACGGCCGUCAACGCAGCAUUCCGCGGUGCCAACCAGAGCAACUACAGUACGCAGCAGUGCAAGAAAUGCAGAAGCGCCUGUUGGCAUUUGAAGUGGACUGCAGCUCAUUACGGUACAUUCAUCAACACUACUUGGCUUAUUUCUGAUUUUUUUGAGCUUCCAUUAAUAAAAUCUUGU